GGUCUUGAUCCUCUGGCUGUAUCAGCUGCUUUUUCCUUAGCUCAGUACAUGGGAGAAAAACGAAUCACAGACGUCGAUUGCUUCGUGUUAAAAUUGUCUGCUGAUCAAACGGACCUGGCUGAAAGGAGUGACAACACUGCAGAGAUGAUCAAACAUGUUAUGUUUGGCUACUUUAGCCAAAGAAGUGGAUUGUUGGUGUAUUUGGAGGACUCUUACUUAACCAGAAUUCAAUCACCUGGUUCCCACCCUACAUACUGGGAAACCACAAUGGGGACCAAAAUCGAGGACUAUCGGACGGUGGAUGGCGUGAUGAUUGCACACUCGGGACAAUCGAGCGCGAUCAUCACACAGUUUGGUGACAACUUGAGGGCAGGGCCUGUGAUCACGCGGUUGGAGGAGACGUGGAUGAUUGAUGAUCUAGCAUUGAAUGUAGCGGGUCUUUCAAUUGACUGCUUUAUACCACCUGGAGAAGUACAAAAAGAUUAUCCCGAAGAGAACCUUGACUGGCGAUCGCCAUUACAUCGAUGA
Ilex paraguariensis (yerba mate) is the source of this 528-nucleotide messenger RNA. Lineage: Eukaryota; Viridiplantae; Streptophyta; Magnoliopsida; Aquifoliales; Aquifoliaceae. The record is from the annotation of a GenBank genome assembly.